AGUGCAUUGCAGUGUAGCGACGACGACGGCGGCAGCUCAAACGCGCGCAUUUCGACCUGCAGUGAUCGUUACAAUAUACAUUAUAGUAUUCUAUUUUGUUGUGUAUACUUUGGUACRCGUCACGCGCGACCACAACGAUCAUCGUACUAUCGCUAAACAGUAUUAUAAUAUCGUCACUGCAGCAGCUACGCAUUACAUCAGAGCACGGCACCAGUUUAGGUACAGUCGACCGUCGCGUGUACUCGUGCGCCACGCUACGGUUACGGAUACGGUACGUUGCUACUCGCGGCGCGCGCGAUAAACGUUUAAACGCACGCGAGCGCGCACCCGUAUCGUCGCGUCUUAACGGUCGCGUUAAUCGCCGCGGCGGCGCGACCAAAGUUGCACACCGUGACGGCGGCACGCACGGCACCGGUAAAAUCCGAGAAAAAUAUUCGUAUAGUUAUCGUCCGGCGUUGCCGCCGCGACAGUCUCGUCGCAAUCGCGGUCGAUGCGCGUCGCGUAAAAGCAACGAGGAGUGCGUAUGCUGCUGCUGUUGCUGCAGCCGCUCCGGCUUAUCGCCCGCUGCUGCGGCGUUGCCGCCGACGAAGACGAUGCUGCUGGCCACCGACCGAUAACAAAGCUGACCACACCGUGGGCGGCGCAUGGACUUGCAACACCGACAACAACGACACUGUCCGUCACCGUCAUCUGACCGCCCUGCAGAAUUACAUGACCGACUCUCACAAAUGUUGUUGGAACCACAGCAGCAGCACGGUGGUGUUAACGAAGGAGGAAACGAGCGUCAUCGUCGCCAUGGGCGACACCACCACGAUGAGCACAUGAGUGACGGCGCUGGCGGUGGUGAUGAUCAUCAGCAACAACAUCAAAUGCUAUUACUGCACCAACACCAUCUGAACCAGCAACACUCACAGCACCAACAACAUCACCCGCACCCGCAAGGUCAUCAGUCACAGUUGCUUCAACAGUUGCCACAACACCAACAACAGCAUCAAGACAACGAACUGCAACAGCAACAACAAAUGCAGCAGCAACGCCAACACGAACAGUUGGACGGCCACCAUCAUCAACACCACCAACUACAUCACGACCAACAGUUGCACGAUCUCCACCACCAAAACUUACAACACCAGCAAAACCUACAACAGCACCAGCAAAGCCUACAACAACAACAACAGCAGCAGCAGCAGCAGCAGCAACAGCAGUAUGGCGAGGUGAACCAGCUCGGCGGCGUGUUCGUCAAUGGGAGGCCGUUGCCCAACGCGGUCCGAGUGCGCAUCGUCGAACUGGCCCGCGUUGGCAUCCGACCGUGUGACAUCAGCCGUCAGCUGCGUGUCUCGCACGGGUGCGUGUCCAAGAUCUUGGCCAGGUACCACGAGACGGGCAGCGUGUUGCCUGGCGCUAUCGGGGGUAGUAAGCCCCGGGUGACUACACCCAGGGUGGUGGCGUACAUUGGCCGGUUGAAGCGCAAAGACCCGGGCGUGUUCGCGUGGGAGAUUCGGGACCGUCUGCUCGCCGACGGCGUUUGUGACAAGUUCAACGUGCCCAGCGUGUCAAGCAUCAGCCGGAUACUGCGCAACAAGAUCGGAUCUGCGGGGCCGAACCAGAGUGCGGUGUCUCAGCAACCCACUGCUGCCAUGACCGGUGGCGGAGGCCUCUCCCCGACGACCGCCGCAGCGGCACACCACAUGUACGGCCCGUACCAUCACCACCAUCAUCACCACCCGUCCACAUCACCGUCAGCCGUAACCGCUGGCUAUCAGCUGCACCACCCCCAACACGGCCAAUAUCACCACCAACACCACCAGCUCUACCACAACCAUCACUACCAACAGCACCAACAC
Diuraphis noxia (Russian wheat aphid) is the source of this 1844-nucleotide messenger RNA. It is a transcript of the gene Poxm, whose product is annotated as paired box pox-meso. The record is from RefSeq and is a predicted model, not a curated record. Gene Ontology annotation, molecular function: RNA polymerase II cis-regulatory region sequence-specific DNA binding; DNA-binding transcription factor activity, RNA polymerase II-specific. NCBI's taxonomy places the organism in Eukaryota, Metazoa, Arthropoda, Insecta, Hemiptera, Aphididae. Gene Ontology annotation, biological process: anatomical structure development; regulation of transcription by RNA polymerase II.